This is a messenger RNA of Xiphophorus hellerii (green swordtail), 1721 nucleotides long. RefSeq names its product claudin-4-like. Bases 342 to 968 code for a protein of 208 amino acids. Gene Ontology annotation, molecular function: structural molecule activity. The transcript is spliced from 4 exons. The record is from RefSeq and is a predicted model, not a curated record. Gene Ontology annotation, cellular component: membrane; bicellular tight junction. NCBI's taxonomy places the organism in Eukaryota, Metazoa, Chordata, Actinopteri, Cyprinodontiformes, Poeciliidae.
UUUUCUUCCCUUUUGUAAACAUUUUUGAGAUCUACACAUCGCAGUCAUCCUGUCCUUUGACUUAGAUGUCAACAGUUUAAUCUGCUGACAUCCAGGCACAGCAGACUUGUGAAAGUUGGAGACUUUUAAACUUCCUUAUUCAGUUUUAUAAGUGAAGCCAACGUUGUGUACGUAGGACCAUUUCACAAUUGAAGAUCCACCUCUUUAAGACCAGAUGUAACAGAAGAACCUCCAACAACUGAUCCAACUACAACUUUUAAAAAGGAUGAUCUGAGGAUUUAUUAGAUGGAUGUUGGGUCGUGGUUUUAGUGACGCAACUGAAGGAGAAAAUUUUUUGCAGAAUGGCAUCAAAAGCAGUUCAGAUGGUAUGUUUGAUCCUCGGGGUCAUCGGCCUGACUGGGGUCAUCACCUGUUGUUCCCUCCCUCGAUGGAAAAGGAUAGCUUUCACAGCAAACUUUGUGACUGUACAGGUGAUUUAUGAAGGUCUAUGGAUGGUCUGUGUGGCACAAAGUACUGGACAGCAACAGUGCAAAGUGUACGACUACAUUCUGUCGCUACCCUUUGACCUUCAGGCUGGCCGCGCCAUGAUCGUCAUCAGCUGCAUCCUCUGUGGGCUCAGCCUCCUCAUCCUGUUCUUUGGUUCUGACUUGACCAGAUGUUUUCAGAACCAAGGCACCAAGGCCAAACUCAGCAUGGUGGCCGCAGCGGGCCUCCUGCUGGCCGGCCUGCUGGUGAUCAUCCCGGUCAGCUGGUCGGCGCAUACCUUAAUAAGAGAUUUCAACAACCCUAUAUUACUGAAUUUACAGAAGAGAGACCUGGGAGUGUGUAUCUAUAUCGGCUGGGCAGCCGGUGUGAUGUUGAUCCUGACUGGAGUUCUGCUCUGCUGCUUCAGCAGACCCAGAUCCAGCAGCUCUAGUGGAACCGUCAAAUACCGCAGAGAUUCAGGUCUAAAUGACAACUUAAUUUAGAGGUUUUAUGGAAGGGGCUGGUGUCCAAUAGACGGAGAGACAAGGGGGUUGAUUUGGUAAAAACUGGGAAGACGACACCAGAGAUUGUAAAUACUUUAUGCUAACAAUAACUGGAUCUGAUUAUUAUUUUUAUAUUUUUUCUGUUGGUGCUCGAAGGCUUGAACAUUUUUAUUUCGAACAUUUUGUAAGGUCUUUGGGUUGUUUUUUUUUCAAACUGCCUACAAAUCAUUUAUUAUGAAUUUGUUCUGUUUGUUUCUUUACACUGAUCACUAGAGAUUAAAAGCUGGUGUGCUGAUGAUCCUGACUGGAGUUCUGCUCUGCUGCUUCAGCAGACCCAGAUCCAGCAGCUCAGGAGGAACCACCAGCUGCUACAGCUACAGGGCUGCAAACAAUGACGUCAUUUAAUGAGAGGCUUUAUGGAAGAGACUGGUGUCCAACAGACGGGUAGACAAUGGAGCUAAAACUGAGAAGACGACACUAGUGACUGUAGCAAAAAUAUUAUAUGCUAAGAAUAAGGUCUGAUUAUUAUUUCCAUAAUUUUAACUCUGUGUGCUUUAAAGUAUGUACUCUGUAUAUGUUAAUUUCUAACAUUUUGAUUUGUUUUUUUUUAUCUAGGCAAAACUCUUAAAUUUAGAGUAUUUUUUUGGAAAUGUCACUUAAAAUUGACUUUAAAAAAGACAUAAGCUUAACAGAAUAUUAAGAUGCAUUAAGAGUUUCUGUUAACAGAAAAAUUACAUUUCAUAGUGAUCGUUA